Molecule: messenger RNA, 1681 nt
Organism: Nicotiana attenuata
Lineage: Eukaryota; Viridiplantae; Streptophyta; Magnoliopsida; Solanales; Solanaceae
Exons: 4
Coding region: 394-1452 (352 amino acids)
Source: RefSeq, a predicted model, not a curated record
GCUUCGGAAAAGAGUCCCUUUAGAGUAUAAGGUAUUGCCCUAGUACUAGAUUUAGAGUCAUCAUGUAUACGGUUGUGUCAUUAAUUAGGAAAUUUUCAAUACUCGCCCAUCAUGCACCUUAUAGUGUUAGUAAAUCAGUGCUUCAUCAUACUAAAAAUUUGAUAUUAAAAGAGUAUCGUUAAGAUUAAUUUCAAUUUUUGCACUAAUUAAUGAUAGUUUAAUUUACUUCCUAACUUGCAUCUGUUGAUUAUAGUGAGAAAAAACAAAGUUACAUCUUAUAGUGUAGUUGGAGAGGUGGACUGGAACAAUGAUGACGGCUGUAAAGUUAAGAAAAUGAAAUUCUCUGUCAGUCUCGAGGAGAUGGCGUUUAUUUGACUAGUUUGGGAAGUAUAGAUGGGACUGUUUCUUGAAUUGGUCAACACUGUUAUGAUCGUGCUGAUCAAGCCUUUGUCACUGCUCAAGUUCACUUGCUUCUUUGGUGUGAGAACGAUAUGCAUUGUUAUCCAAACCUGGACAGAGCUGCUGAGAGCUGCUAUGGGUUUUCAUGCCAGCUUACUCUGGAGACUGAUAAUUUGGGCUAUUGCUAUUCUGUCCCUGCCAAUACGAAGUUUAACUGCUCUACAGAGGGAAAGGAUGCUGGAAAUGCAUCUUCAGCAAAUGCAGACAGAGAUAGAGAACCUUGUAUGGGAAAGGAAGGAACAUAAGAAGAGACUGCAGGUAGCCAUCAAAGAUAAAAAGAUAAUGCAGGUCAUGUUAGCAGAACUUGAGGAUGAACAUGAUGAGGCGAUACUCAAAAUUGAGCAAUUGGAGGGCCAGCUGCAGGAUCUGAAAGCACAAAAUCAACGGUUGAAUGAAAGUCAUGGUAAAGCACUUUGGGACCACAGAGACCAUGUUUAUAUAGGCAAUGGCCAAAUAUUGCAUGGCGACGGCAAUGCAAUUCCAUCUUGGAGAUCAAGUGGCAUGGACAGUAUGACCAUUGACCACGAAAGAAUGCAAGAAGCCCUGGAAGACAAAAGCAAAAGUGAAACUACGUUAAACCAUGAUUUUAUGGGAGCUAGAUCAUGUCAAUAUGUCAACCCAUGUACUCCAACCACCUCCGAGGAUGUUGACGCAAGUAAUGUGUUACACCAACAAAGGGAGCUAGCUUUUACACGGACCCUUUUUAGUGCAAUAUUGUCACUUUUAGUUGGAACGAUCGUAUGGAAAGCUGAAGAUGGAUGCAUGCCUCUUGUCCUCGCGCUAUUUACUGUCGUUGGCAUGUCCUUGUGGAGUGUUGUCCAGUUUUUCUCAACCAUCAAGAACAGACCCGCAUCUGAUGCAGUUGCUCUCUUAAGUUUUAACUGGUUUUUACUCGGAACGCUAACAUAUCCCACGUUGCCAAGGAUCACUCCUGUAUUUGCACCAGCUUUAUGGAGCCUCUCUGACAGGGCUGUGGAGUUGCUUGGUUUCUAAUCCUAAGCAUACAUUACACUGCUACGUUCCCUUUUCUGGGACUCUGUGUUUUUGUUCUUGCAGCUCGUACGGUAAACUUUUACAUUAAUCUUAGUUCUUUCUUUGGUUUGUAUUAUGAAAAUCUUCUGGAAUGCUCUGGCACUCGGAAGAGCUUGGUUUUGCUUCAACAGUUGUACAAUAUCUGUCUUUGGCAAAGCAUAAAUGUAAUAUUGGAGUAAUAGUUAACUGA